ACGACGUUAUCGGUCCAGCAGUCAGUCGUUGUCUGUUCGGCUAACCGUCGCGUCGUCGUGUCCGUUCUCGUGUCGUGGUCUCGUCCGUUAAGUUAUCGACGUGUUUCGUAAUAAAUUAUAUUAAAUAAUAAUUAACCCGUUCCGCCGCCCUAGCCGGAUCGCAACGCGUAAUAAUAUAAUCUGUACAUUAUCCUAUAAAGUAACAGUCGUCGGUCGUGAAAAAAAAAAAUCGUGAUAAUAUCGUCCGGUUUCGUCUUUCGGUUGCGUUUGACGCGGUGAAAUAGGAUUUUUGAAAAGUUUUGUCUUCGACGAUCCUGCGAUCUCCCGCGAAGAAAACCAUGACCGUUUCCGGCGGAUUGCUGGCUCGCGCAGCCGUCGCCCUGUCGCCUGUUCUGCUGCUGCUGCUCCUGUUCCGCGGAACGACAGCGGCGGCGGUACAGGACUUGGUGUAUGCCGACGAGGACUUGAUGAAAGCUUCACCACUCACAGUGGCCCAAUGCCGUGCAGGAUGUCUGCACAAGUUGGUGCCCAGAGACGUCGAAGCCACGGAAUGUGAGAAGAAAUCGGACUGUUGGAAGUGUUGGAAGUAUUGUGAAGUACUCCAGACCGAAGGCAAGAACAUGAAGAACAUUUGCGAACAUAACUGUGACGUGGGUUGCCAGGAAGCCUGUUCGUUCCAUGACUGGCACGGAGGGUCACAACACAGCCCCGUGGUGGAGGCCCGAGGUGAACGGGCGCUGACCAUCGAUUCGGGCACGCUACGUUGGCCGCGGCCGGCUGACCUGCUCUCGCCGUCCGCGCAACGUCUCGUGUACGUGAUCAUGCGGCGCCGGGACCCGGGAACCAGGCGCACGUGGUCCCAACUGGGCCAGACGCCCGGCUACAAGGCCCGACUGCCCAAAACGACGGCACCGUGGACGGUCCGCGUGCUUGCAGUCUCGGCAGAGGGUCUGGUAACCAUCUUCAGCCCGGCCCCGGUCACCGCCACGUCUGUUCUACGGGUUCCUGUUGAAUCCGUGGCCGCUAGGGCUGCAGCGUCCGCCGCCUCGCCACAGCUGGAACUUGCAGCCACCCCACCACCCACAUUGUCGUCACCGACGGCUGCCGCCGUUUUGCAUGACCUCCGUGAUGCCGACAUCAUUAUCAGGAGCCUCGGCCGCGACCAGAUUCUCGGUAUCAGGUUACCGUUGGCCGCCAGAUCGGCGCCCCAGGAAGAGUCACUCCGCCUCAUGGGUGAUGACGACCCAUCGGACACAACAGAAAUGUGGAACCUUCGCGAAGUGUCGAUGAUCCAUCAGAAGGUGUUGGUGAUCGCUGAGGUGGCGUGGGAUGCCCGGCAAGUCCACCGCCCCGCUUACCUGGUCACGUGGGAGAUUGAUGGCGGCGGUCUGAAAGGCAACCUGUUCACGGACACCACGUGCGUCACGCUGUCCCUGUGGCCAGACACCGCAUACCUCAUACAGGUGUCUCUGCUGGGUGGAGCCGACGAGUCCGUGAAAAUGUCCACAAGUCCAACGCUGCUGUUGGACACCAGGAGCGCUGUGCACUCGACUGCCGCUGCGGUGGAAGUCACGACAGCGGCAGCGGCGGUGGCCGAGAUGGCUGCUUCGGACCGUUGGAGCGACGACGGCGCUAACGAAGACGAAGACGAAGACGCGGCGGCCGUUGUGGCAGCAGCCGGGGUGGACACCGUGGCCGUGAUGGCCGGAGAGGAGGACGUGACGGCCGAGCUAUCGGCACCCGUGGCCGUGGCCGCUGGGCUGGGGCACGCCGAGUGGCAGCUGUUGGCCGCGGCCGGAGCCGGCGUGGCCGUGUUCAUGUUGCUGGCCCUCGUGCUGGCCUACCGCAGCAACGGCGGCGCAUCGCCCGCGCUCCACAAGGUGGUCCGACACGACGACGCCGAGUGCCCACCCCUGUUGGACUACGCGCCCCGACCCCUGGACUUUUCCAAAUACUUGGGCCGCUGUCGGAGGUCCCAUCAACUGCUCGACGAGGACGCCGCAUCGCAGCAAGAACAACCGACCGUGACGCACGUCCGGCAUUAAAAAAUAUUAUAUUAUAUUAAUAAUUAAUUAGGUAUAAUAUUAUAUUGUAACAUUAUUGGGUGUCGCGCGCGUACAGUCCUUCAUACGUCGCGGCCGUCGUUGUCCCGGCGCUGCCGAUAUAUUAUUAUAUGUUUAUGGUAUAGGUGUUAUAUACCGUUUCGUUUCACCGGAGUCCUAAUAACCAAUGUUUUUGCCCCCCCCCCCCCUUAAUCUAUUUUGUUUUGUAUAAAUAUUUGUGUUGUAUAUAUAUAUAUAUUAUAUGAAAAUCUCGUUGUACAUUUUAUCCUAUAAUUACACGGUGUACAUACGAUGACUAUUAUAAUAUUAUUAUUAUUUAUCGCGAGGCGUAAAUUCCCCACAGUUAUAUUAUAAUAAUAUGAUAUUAAUGAAUUGUAAAAAAGAAAAAAAAAAAUUAAACAAAAAGGAAACCAUCAAAGUUAAAACAAAUCAAAUUCGUGUGUUUUUUUUCGGUAUACGACGUCUCGUGUUAUACUGCACGUUAUCUAGUCAUGUGAAUAAUAUAAUAUAAAUAUUAUAAUAAUACGUUACAUUUUAAUAAAAAUAAGAAUCAAUAUGUCAACUCACUAUUGAAUCGCUUCACAAUAUAAUAUAAUAAUAAUUAUUAUUAUUUUAUAUCGGACAUAAUAUUCUCGGUUAAUAUCUUUUGACGUACUUUAACGGUUUCCAUUAUCUAUUACCAAACAGAAAGGUAAUUUAUUUCACGUAAAAUUGUAAUAACAUUGUGAAUUUAUUUUUUAUCAUUAUUUUUUAUUUUAUUUUGCUCUUAGUUAUAUUAUAUGUGCUAAUUUUUAUUGUCACCGAUUUUUAACAAUAAAACGCUUUUUUAUUUUAAAGUAUAACGUUGUUUGACUUAAAAUAUCAUAAUAUAUUAUUAUCAUUAUUAUUAUUAUUAUUCUGUAAUAUUAUUGUACAUAGCAGUGGCAUGUAUUAUUAAUUAUUAUUUUAAUCGAUGUAAGUUGAUACUAUGUGUUAAGUGAAUAAUUGAAUAAAAAUUAUAAAUACAAAUUUUAUUGCA
Molecule: messenger RNA, 3081 nt
Organism: Acyrthosiphon pisum (pea aphid)
Lineage: Eukaryota; Metazoa; Arthropoda; Insecta; Hemiptera; Aphididae
Gene: fend
Product: forked end
Exons: 7
Coding region: 339-2045 (568 amino acids)
Source: RefSeq, a predicted model, not a curated record